Ruditapes philippinarum (Manila clam) is the source of this 521-nucleotide messenger RNA. Its product is annotated as thrombospondin-1-like. The record is from RefSeq and is a predicted model, not a curated record. Bases 171 to 521 code for a protein of 116 amino acids. NCBI's taxonomy places the organism in Eukaryota, Metazoa, Mollusca, Bivalvia, Venerida, Veneridae. The transcript is spliced from 3 exons.
UGUGUUUUGAAAUCAGAAGGUUUAUUGUUUUAAAUGUUAUUUCAGUUAUACUUGGACAGAUCUUCUGUGAAAAAAUUAAGUUAUAUCAAACAGAUGGACGGGUAAACUCUAUUUCAAAAUCUCAAGAAGUGCGUUCGUUGAUUGAGUGUUCGGUUCUUUUUGAAAAUGAUAUGGAUAGCUUAUCUUUUAAUUACAAUAAAGAAACCCGGGUUUGCGAGCUGAGUAACAACUAUGUCGAGGGGUCCACGACAUUCCUUACGGGAUGGAACGUGUACUCUCCAAUUGUGAAUGGUGGUUGGAAUACAUGGCUAAGCUGGAGCGCAUGCUCUGUGACAUGCAAAACUGGAACAAGGACAAGGUCAAGGACAUGUUCUAACCCAUCGCCUAGCAACGGAGGACUAACAUGCCAGGGUCUUGCCACUGAAAACGAAGUUUGCAACGAAAGAAAUUGCUAUCUGGCAAGUGACUUUUAUUUCGGAUCAGACAUGGUUACGCAGCCGGAAGCAGUGGUAAUUAUUUAA